AUGCAUUCCAUUAAUUGCGCUGCAGAUGAUGACCCUCUGCCUAUUCCUCAUGAAUUUUACCAGCCAGGUGACCUCCUCAUUGGUGGGAUUGUCUCUCAGGUCUUCAACUUCCACAAUACUCCUGAUUUCACACUGCAACCUGCUCAGAUGUUGUUUAAUGAGCAUAUCUCAGUACCAAAGAACUACCAGCAUAACUUGGCUUUGGCAUUUGCAAUAAAAGAGAUUAAUGAUAAUCCCAGUCUUUUACCUAACUUCACAUUGGGUUUCCACAUCCUCAACAGCUAUUAUGUCCCACGGAUGACCUACAAAGCCACCCUCAGCUUGCUUUCCACCCAGUGGAAGUUUAUACCGAAUUUCAAGUGUGAUACGCAAAACAAGCUUGUAACAAUCAUUGGAGGACAUACCGCUGACAUUUCAGUCAAUGCAGCUACUAUUAUUUCCAUCUACAAGAUACCACAGCUCACUUACGGAAUAUUUUCACACGAGUAUGGUGAGGAGAUGCUAUUUCCUUAUCUGUAUCAGAUGGUCCCAAAUGAAGCCUCUCAAUUCAUGGGAGUUGUCCGCUUACUUCAGCAUUUUCGAUGGACAUGGAUUGGGCUUGCAGCUACCAAUGACGAUGAGGGAGACAGAUUUUUAGAAACCAUUGCACCAUUGCUUACUGAGAAUGGACCCUUUGUGUCAUUGCCACCUGUGCAUAAAGUGUGGAUUCUUACAUGCCAAUGGGAUUUUGCAUCCUUUUCCUUUGAAAAGAACUGGGAUGUAGAAAGUUUCCAUGGGGCCAUAUCCUUCACAGUGCACUCCAAUCAGCCACCUGGGUUCCCAAAAUUCCUUCAGGACAUCAGUCCUACCUGGGCAACAGGAGAUGGUUUCAUGAAGAACUUCUGGGAGCAGGCAUUCAGUUGUUCAUUGAAAAAUUCGGAUGUUCUUGGGGACAGCAACAAAACCUGCACUGGUGACGAGAAGUUGGAGAGCAUUCCAAUGAUUUUGUUUGAAAUGAGCAUGAUGGGCCACAGUUACAAUGUCUACAAUGCUGUCCAUGCUGUGGCCCAUGCUUUACAUGGCAUCUACAUCUCCAGAUCCAAGCACAGAAGACUCGCAGGAGGAGGGAAUGUGCAACUAUGGCAGAUUCAUCAUUUUCUGAAGAAUAUGAUGUUCAACAACAGUGCUGGAGAUACUCUGUCCUUUCAUGAAAAUGGAGAAAUGAAAACUGGAUUUGAUGUGACAAACUGGGUAACAUUCACUAAUGGCUCUUUUGCUAGAGUAAAAGUGGGGCGAUUGGAUCCCUGGGCACCUGCAGGGGAAGAGUUAACGCUUAGAGAAGAUCGAAUUGUGUGGCAUAAAAGCUUUACCCAGGGGCAGCCUGUUUCUGUUUGCAGUGGCAACUGCUAUCCUGGCUCCAGCAGGAAAAAGAGGGAAGGAGAGAAAUUUUGCUGCUAUGAUUGUGAUCCAUGCCCACAAGGAAUGAUCUCUGAGCAGAUGGACAUGGAUUCCUGCAUGAAAUGUCCACAAGAUCAGUAUUCCAACAAACACCAAAAUCAAUGCCUUCACAAGGACAUAAGCUUCCUCUCAUUCAAAGAAUCUUUAGGAAUCAUUUUGACUCUUCUGGCUAUUUCUUUUUCCCUAAUCACAGCUAUGGUAUUCAGAAUCUUUCAGAAGCACCAGGAUACUCCCAUUGUCAAAGCCAACAACCAGAACCUCACCUACAUUCUCCUUAUCUCCCUCCUGCUCUGCUUCCUCUGCUCCUUGCUCUUCAUUGGACAGCCUGUAAAAAUUACCUGCCUUCUCCGGCAAACUACUUUUGGCAUUGUCUUCUCUGUGGCCCUUUCCAGUGUGUUGGCCAAAACCAUCACAGUGGUUGUGGCCUUCAUAGCUACAAAACCAGGAUCUAGGAUGAGGAAAUGGGUGGGGAAAAGACUAGCCCAUUCAAUCAUUCUUUCUUGCUCCUUUAUUCAAGCAGGACUUUGCAGUCUUUGGUUAAGUACUUCCCCUCCAUUUCAAGAUACAGACAUGCACUCGUUACCAGGGAAAAUCAUACUGGAAUGCAAUGAAGGCUCAACUGCCAUGUUUUACUCUGUCCUGGGCUAUAUGGGGUUUUUGGCCAUUGUCAGUUUCAUGGUGGCUUUCCUAUCCAGGAAGUUGCCUGACAGUUUCAAUGAAGCCAAGUUUAUCACUUUUAGCAUGUUGGUCUUUUGUAGUGUUUGGGUGUCAUUUGUUCCAACCUACUUGAGUACGAAAGGGAAAUCCAUGGUGGCUGUGGAGAUUUUCUCCAUUUUAGCUUCAAGUGCUGGUUUACUGGGGUGUAUUUUUUCCCCAAAAUGCUACAUCAUUAUGCUGAGGCCUGAACUAAACAACAGAGAACACAUGAUAAGGAUGAAAAGAAUAUUACAAUAG
This is a messenger RNA of Gekko japonicus, 2391 nucleotides long. RefSeq names its product vomeronasal type-2 receptor 26-like. The record is from RefSeq and is a predicted model, not a curated record. The transcript has 7 exons. Lineage: Eukaryota; Metazoa; Chordata; Lepidosauria; Squamata; Gekkonidae. Gene Ontology annotation, biological process: G protein-coupled receptor signaling pathway. Bases 1 to 2391 code for a protein of 796 amino acids. Gene Ontology annotation, molecular function: G protein-coupled receptor activity. Gene Ontology annotation, cellular component: membrane.